Chara braunii is the source of this 2940-nucleotide messenger RNA. The record is from the annotation of a GenBank genome assembly. Lineage: Eukaryota; Viridiplantae; Streptophyta; Charophyceae; Charales; Characeae.
GGCCCGGUGAAGCAGACGAGGCCUAUCAGGCCCGGAUGCUGGCUUGGAGUACCGAGACAAAGAAACGGGCAGAUGACGCAGCUGCAGCAGCGAAGAAGAAGGCAGAGGAUGCCGAGCGGGCACGUCUGCUGGCGAUUGAACAGCAGCGCCAACAUGACGAGGCAGCAACAAGGGCUGCCGAUGAAGAGAGACAACAACGUCGUGAGAAGAUCUUUACCAGAGAGCAGGCGUUACUUACAAUGGCAGCGGAAUGGCGGACCGAGGCCGAGAAUAGCCAGUUGGAGGAUAGCGCAAACAAGAUAGCGCUCCUCCUCUCGCAUCUCACAGACUUCCUGGCAACCUGCAUUACACAACAGGAGGAGAUCCACGGUCUCGACAACUCGCUAGCUCGCGUCCAAGACCGCCUUCAGCGGUUGGAGCAGCGACCAGUCGCCGCCGCCGACGCAAGCUCUUCCAACACUUCAGACCGCCUCAACGCAUUGGAGAUGGACAUCGGCUCACUCAAGGAUGGGGUGAAAUUGCAGCAGACUGCGACACAACAAUUGCAAGAGCGGAUCUGCACUACCGCCAACACCUCGAGUUCGGAACCGCGCGAGACAACUCCAAAGUUCGAUGGGCAGGAGAUCUUCUGCGACUCAAUGAAGACAUAUCCGGAUGCAUGGUUUCGCAAGUUCGAGCUCACGCUCCAGCUCCACAACGUCAAGGAACACAAGCACCACGCAUACUUGUACUCUCGCUCAGGGGGCGCGUGUCAGGCUUGGUUGGACAACCUGUUGUCCAAGUACAGAGUGGUAGCCAACGACUUGCAAACCAAGCUCAGUUGGGAUGAUCUGAAGGCGGCGUGGCACAAGCGGUUCCAGGUGGAGCUGCUGGAGAUCAAAGCCAUGGACAAGCUCAUGGUCUUCGAGCAAGGCACGCUGCCGAGUACGGACUGGAUCGCCGAGUACCAACGCUUGACAUCAGUUGGGCAAGCGUCCUGCAGCGCUUUGCUGGAUAGCGGCGCGUCUCGCAACUUCAUGAGCCAAUCCUUUAUGCAAAGGGCUGACCUUGGCGCACAAGUUCGGAGGAAGGCAAACCCGACGGCGAUCAAGUUGGCGGAUGGAAAGACGCAACAACUUCUCGAUCGUUACAUCGAGGCCGUACCGGUCUACUUCGCACCUCAUGCAUGCGAACCGGUGACAUUCGAUAUUCUCGACACGGACUUUGACAUCAUUCUGGGAAUGCCUUGGCUUGCAAGUGCGGAUCACACGGUCAACUUCCAUCGGCGGACUCUUAGCGUCCGCGACGCCUUCGGCGCGGAAGUGGCGUGUACUAUUCCUCUACCGCACACUUCGAUCCGGUGCCAAGUGGUCACGGCCAAAUCAUUCCGGGCGACUUGCGCUUACGAGCAGCCCAAGGAGAUCGGCCUAUGUUUCCUACGGACCGUCGCGGUAGCCGACUUCUCACCCACGGACUUGUCUUCGGACCCCCGUGUGGUGCGGUUGCUGGACGAGUUCGCCGAGAUCUUCGAGUCACCUACCGGUGUGGUGCCGGAUCGGCCGAUCUCUCACGAGAUCAUUCUUGAGGCCGGUGCCGUACCAAUGACCAAUGAAUUCCGUGCAAUGUUGGACCGGUUCGUGCUGGUCUACAUAGACGAUAUUCUCGUCUAUAGCCGGUCAUUGGAGGAUCAUCUUGGACAUCUUCGACGAGUGUUGGAGAUGCUCCGCCACGCCAAGUACAAGGCCAACCGCGACAGGUGUGAAUUUGCCCAGCAGGAGCUGGAAAACUUGGGCCAUUUUGUCACACCGGAGGGCAUCAGUCCGCUAUCGGACAAGAUUCAGGCCGUCCAGGAGUGGCCGGAGCCUCGGAACGUCACGGAUGUCCGCUCGUUCCUCGGUCUUACCGGCUACUAUCAGCGCUUCAUCAAAGGCUACUCCAAGACCGCGGCCCACUUGAACAAGCUUCAAUGCGAGGAUCGACCGUUUGACUUUGGAGAGGAGGCGCGGGGGUCAUUCUUCGCUCUCAAAGCCGCGCUAUUGUCUGCGGAGGUCUUGCGGAUAUACGACCCGCUCUCACCUACGCGCGUCACUACGGAUGCGUCAGGCUAUGGCAUUGGUGCAGUCCUCGAGCAACAUGAUGGUGUGGACUGGCACCCGGUCGAGUACUUCAGCAAGAAAGUGCCCAUCGUGCAUUCCAUUGACGAUGCACGCAAGAAGGAGCUCCUCGCCUUCGUCCACGCGCUCAAGCGGUGUGUUGUACAUGAGCGUGGUUCCGUAGGCAUUGAAGAGCUGUUUCCAGAAUUUGGAGAGAAAGCGGGGGUCACGAUCACUGAUGAUAUUCUCGGGGAGGCCGUGGUGUCGGGCGACAUGGUCGAAGAAGAGAAUGGCAAUGUCUUUGGCGUUGUGCGAGGUGGUAUAUGGGAUGAAGUGAGCGCGUUUGGCUUUGACGUCGGCAAGGAGGGAAGGCCAAUGGAAGUAACGGGAGAUGGUGUCAAAGGUUUUCUGGAAACCAAGGUGGCCAGCAGUCUUGGCGUCGUGGUGCUCGGCCAAGAACUGGGUGCGGAGGCCACGGGCGUCAGGGAUGCAAAGUCGGCGAGUGCCUUUGGUGUCUAUGUAGAGAAGGUUGUCAUGGAGAGAGUAGUUGGGGACGGGGUCCAGGUCGCGGAGCUUGUUGUAGAUUUCAGAGAAGUCUGGGCAAGAGAGGUAUCCUUGGGUGUAGCGAUGGUGGAGCGAUGGCAGGAGUUGGAUGUGGGUCAUGGAGGCAUAGACUUUCUCAGGGGGCUUGUGGUCGGAGCGGCUGGAGAGGGCAUCGGCAACACGGUUGCUUUUGCCGGGGGUGUGGCAAAUGGUGAAGGUAAAUUGGGCAAGGAGGUCUAGCCAGCGGACUUGGCGAGAUGUCUUUCUUGGUCAAGAUAGAGGACACGACGAUGUUGUCGGUACGGAUGGUGAAGUAUUGCCCGUC